UCUGUCAUUUUUACGUCAAAUAUGUCACAACACGUAAACACAAAUAAUGGCUUAAAACGGUUAUUUAUCCCGAAAUUUGGUUUUCAGAGCGAUUUAAUGUGAAUCCGUGUGUGUAAAAAUGCGAAAACGGCAUUUUUGGUUAUCAUUUUUUCUCUUAUUGAGUGUCACCCUUGGCGAGGAAUUUGAGACAAAACGCGAGAAAAUCGCCACCACUGAAUUGGCACACGAAACCGACGAGCGACUCCUAGUUUUCGCGACUUUAAGCGGCGAUUUGGUGGGCGUUGAGUCCCAAACCGGUCGAAUCCGAUGGAAAAUCAAAGACAAACCCAUCGUUCAAGUCCCGGUCGACACCACAAACGCCAUCAUCCCCAUUUUUCUACCAGAUCCACGAGACGGUUCUUUGUAUUUAUUGGGGAAUAACCGAGAACCGUUAAAAAAACUCCCAUUUACCAUCCCACAAUUGGUGGCAUCGUCGCCAUGUCGCAGCUCCGAUGGUAUCUUCUACACGGGGAAAAAGAAAGACACGUGGUUCAAACUCGACCCAAUCACCGGUCGAAAAGAACAAGUUUUGGGAUGGGACCCCAGUCCCACGUGUCCCAUCGAAUCAAAAAAAUUCGUUUUUAUCGGACGCACCAAAUACGACAUUAUGAUGGUUGACAGUAAUAAUAAGUUGCGUAAAUGGAACGUCACUUUUUACGAUUAUACAGCACAAACAAUGUCCAAGGAAGAAAUGAACAAUUACGAUUUGGUGCAUUUUGCGUCGAGUUCAACCGGUCGGUUGGUAACAAUGGACCGUCGACGUGGUAACCUCCUAUGGGAUAGCGAUCUGGGAAGUCCCGUCGUGGCUGCAUACGUACUUGAUUCAGAUGGGUUAUUAGUGGCCCCAUUUACGAGUCUUGCCAAUCACACUUUGAAUUAUUUAACGACGGAAUUGUUGAGUCACGUGGGACCCCAACCCCAACGAAUGAAACUAUACCCCACUUUGUAUGUGGGUGACCACAGGUACGGUCUUUAUGCCAUUCCGUCGCUCGUCGAUCAAAAUGUGGUCACUAUAACCGCCUCAGAUGGGGGACCUUUGCUACUAGGGGGGCCCCAUGCGCCUGAUUUACCCAAACCCUACCCCGAGUACCCCAUCCCGGGAUACAACUACCGGCUACCUUCAAAUAUGUAUGAAGGGGACCCGAUUACGUUUCAAAGCAUCCCGAAUUUUGUUAUUUAUGUUGGUCAUUAUAACGUCCCGAAAUACACCGAAACGAAAUUCUUAUUGGGUGGGAGUAACCCUAAAUUUCACCUUCUGACCGAUGAAAGUGACUCAAAUGAGGCACCGCCCCCAAAAUCAAUUGGAAUUCAAACCGAAGAGAAUGAAAAAAAAGCCCAAACCAACCGUUUCAAAACUUACUACAAAUCGCUGAAAUUGUGGGUAAAUCAGCAGGAAAAUAAAGGUUUGAAGUUGGUUUUGAUCAUUUUGGUGGGUUGCGUCAUUGCUAUGUUUUGGUACUUGCAAGUGCAAGUCCGUGAGUUCCAAAACAUGUCCCAGAAUGGUUCACGUUCAAGUCAGCAAAACUCCUUUGGUAAAAACUCCUCAAUCACCGCAUAUUCGGAGGAGUUGCCCGAUGGGUUGGUUCGUGUGGGUAAAAUAACCUUCCAUCCGGACCAACUCUUGGGUAAAGGUUGUGAAGGUACUUUUGUGUAUCGAGGGGAAUUUGAUAGUAGACAAGUGGCGGUGAAACGCCUACUUCCCGAAUGUUUUACAUUCGCCGAUCGGGAAGUUGCCCUAUUGAGGGAAAGUGAUGCUCAUCCCAAUGUCAUAAGGUACUAUUGCAUGGAACAAGAUAGAUUGUUUAGGUACAUUGCCCUCGAGUUGUGCCAAGCGACUUUAAUGGAAUACGUGCAAGGGAAAUGCGACAGGACGAUGAUUAAACCAUUGGAUAUCCUCAGACAGGCCACUUCGGGUCUCAGACACUUGCAUUCACUCGAUAUUGUCCAUCGUGAUAUUAAGCCCCACAAUGUGCUGCUUUCCGUCCCCAAUAGUCACGGCGAAGUCAAAGCAAUGAUCUCAGAUUUCGGUUUGUGUAAAAAACUCCAAGUGGGAAGAGUUUCGUUUUCGCGACGGUCCGGAGUGACCGGAACCGACGGUUGGAUAGCACCGGAAAUGCUCAACGGAAACGAACGAACGACUUGUGCCGUGGACUUGUUUUCACUCGGUUGCCUUUUUUACUACGUUCUAUCGAACGGUUUGCACCCAUUCGGGGACAAUUUACGACGACAAGCCAACAUCUUGAGUGGUGAUUAUAAUUUGGACGAUCUUCAAGGCGAAGAAUGGCAAAUUAAUCUCCAGAAACCGUUAUUAGCGGCGAUGAUUUCGUCCAAACCGAACGAAAGGCCUUCUUGUGGUGCUAUUUUGAAACAUCCCAUGUUUUGGGAUAGCGGAAAAAUUUUAGCUUUUUUCCAAGAUGUCAGCGAUAGGGUCGAAAAAGCCGAAAUUGAUGACUCAGUUUUACAAAAUUUAGAAAAAAUGAACUUUACGAUUGUUAGAACUGACUGGAGGAUGCACAUCCAUGAAGAAGUCGCCACAGAUUUGCGAAAAUAUCGCUCAUAUAGAGGAGAAUCAGUGCGGGACCUUCUACGAGCACUUAGAAACAAAAAACACCACUUUCGGGAGUUGACUAAAGAAGCUCAAACUCUUUUAGGGGAAAUCCCUGAUUCUUUUACGAACUACUGGACGAAGAGAUUUCCGCUUUUAUUAGUGCAUUCGUGGUUGGCCAUGCAAUGCGUUUCGGACGAAACAGCCUUUCAGCAUUACUACCACGAGACUUACAAAUAUUCCUAUCAGAAUUUCUUGCAACAGAUUCAGAAUUAUAUCGUCGAAAAGUCCGAUUUUUGUGUUGGGAUAAAAAAUCGACUUUUCGAUACAAAUUCACGGAAAAAUGUGGGACUUUACCGGAAUUUAGCACCGGAAGAAGUCGUAGAUGUGAACGAAGUGAAUGUUACGAUAACUGAUCGUAGAUUUAAGAAAAGUGAAGUACGGAUUAGGAGCAAGAAAAGGGCAUCGAAACGGGACGAACCCCUAGUCUGGGCCAUAAGACAAGAUAAAUAAGUACAAGUUUGGUAAUUUUAAGGAAUCACUGUGAUAAUUGUAGCACUUUGUUUUUAAGGACCAAUUAAUGUUAAUCGUUGCCAAAUAUAUUUUCUAUAUGGA
Messenger RNA from Tribolium madens (black flour beetle), 3199 nucleotides. RefSeq names its product serine/threonine-protein kinase/endoribonuclease IRE1-like. NCBI's taxonomy places the organism in Eukaryota, Metazoa, Arthropoda, Insecta, Coleoptera, Tenebrionidae. The transcript has 9 exons. Gene Ontology annotation, biological process: IRE1-mediated unfolded protein response; mRNA processing; protein phosphorylation. The coding region runs from base 119 to 3097 and encodes 992 amino acids. The record is from RefSeq and is a predicted model, not a curated record. Gene Ontology annotation, cellular component: IRE1-TRAF2-ASK1 complex. Gene Ontology annotation, molecular function: ATP binding; protein serine/threonine kinase activity; RNA endonuclease activity.